CUGCCCCCCCCUUCCCCACCGCAGCUUGGCUGGCUGGCUGCACUUGUGAACUUUCGCCUUUCUUUCUUUCUUUCUUUUUUUUCCUUAAGAGGCUGCAGCCCUUACUCCCUACCCUCUUAUCCCCCCCCAGCUCCUCCCCAGCAUGGCUCCCUAUCCCUUCCUUGUCCUCUUUGUCUCCUUCCUUCGUUUCCUAGCCGUGGCCCCUUCCGAGACGCACUACCAGCAGGGAUCGAAAGUCAUGCUGUACGUCAAUAAAGUCGGACCUUACCACAACCCCCAAGAGACCUACCAUUACUACCAGUUGCCGGUCUGCUCGCCGACUCCCAUCCGUCACAAAAGCUUGACCUUGGGGGAAGUUCUGGACGGGGACCGCAUGGCCGAAUCCAUGUACGAGAUCCACUUCCGGCAGAAUGUGGAAAAGAAGCUCCUUUGUCAGAAGAAGCUCUCCCCGGACGAGGUAGAGCGUCUCCGCCAGGCUAUCGAGGAACUCUACUACUUUGAAUUUGUAGUGGACGACUUACCGCUCCGCGGCUUUGUGGGCUACAUGGAGGAGAGCGGCUUCCUGCCCCACACCCACAAGAUCGGGCUCUGGACCCACUUAGACUUCUACUUGGAGUGGAACGGCGACCGCAUCGUCUACGCCAACGUCAGCGUCCGCAACGUGAAGCCCACCAGCUUGGACGACAUGCAGGGCGUACUGCCCGUCACUUACACCUACAGCGUCCAUUGGUCGGAGACCAGCGCAGAGCGCCAAGGGGAACGGCGGGGCAGUCACAACGGAGACGACGGCUUCUUCCCUCACACCUUGGAGAUCCACUGGCUCUCCAUCAUCAAUUCCAUGGUGCUGGUCUUUCUGUUGGUGGGCUUUGUGGUCGUCAUCCUCAUGCGAGUCCUCAAGAAUGACCUGGCCCGCUACAACCUGGAUGAGGAGGCCUCUUCGUCGUCCUCGGGAGAUGACUUUGAUCAAGGGGACAACGGGUGGAAGAUCAUUCACACGGAUGUCUUCCGGUUUCCACCCUACCGCAGCCUCCUCUGUGCCGUGUUGGGCGUGGGCAGCCAGUUCCUAGCCCUGGGUACCGGCAUCAUCGUCAUGGCCCUGCUGGGCAUGUUCAAUGUCCACCGACAUGGGGCCAUCAACUCAGCCGCCAUCCUCCUCUACGCCCUGACUUGCUGCAUCUCCGGUUACGUGUCCAGUAACUUUUAUCGCCAGAUCGGCGGCGAGCGAUGGGUCUGGAAUAUACUGCUGACCACAAGCCUUUUCUCCGCCCCCUUCUUCCUGACUUGGAGCGUGGUGAACUCCGUCCAUUGGGCCAAUGGGUCCACCCAAGCCCUGCCGGUCACCACCAUCUUCCUGCUGCUGACGGUCUGGCUGCUGGUGGGCUUCCCGCUGACAGUCAUCGGCGGCAUCUUUGGCAAGAACCGGGCCACACCCUUCGACGCCCCCUGUCGCACCAAGAACAUCGCCCGGGAAAUCCCUCCCCAGCCCUGGUACAAGUCGACGGUGGUGCAUAUGACCAUUGGAGGGUUUCUUCCCUUCAGCGCGAUUUCGGUGGAGCUCUACUACAUCUUCGCCACCGUCUGGGGCCGGGAGCAGUACACGCUGUACGGGAUCCUCUUCUUCGUCUUCGCCAUCUUGCUGAGCGUCGGGGCCUGCAUCUCCAUCGCCCUCACCUACUUCCAGCUCUCGGGCGAGGACUACCGGUGGUGGUGGCGUUCCAUCCUGAGCGCGGGCUCCACCGGCCUCUUCAUCUUCCUCUACUCCGUCUUCUACUACACCCGUCGCUCUAACAUGUCCGGCACGGUGCAGACGGUCGAGUUUUUCGGCUACUCGCUGCUGACGGGCUUCGUUUUCUUCCUCAUGCUGGGCACCAUCUCCUUCUUCGCGUCCCUGAAGUUCAUCCGUUACAUCUACGUCAACCUGAAGAUGGACUGAGUGGCCCCUUGCGUGGCUCCGCGUGGCUCGGGCGGGUGUGGUCGGUCCACGGUCCCUCCUCCCCCAGUUGGCAUCUCCACCGAGCUCUGGGAAAAACAAACACACACCCCACCGGCUAUUUAUGAUUCGUUGAUCUCUCGGCUGGCGUUUGGGAGGGCGUCCCCCGCUUCCCGUCAUGGACCCUCGCUCAGCGGCCCCUUUACGUUCUCUCCUGCUGGUCAGGACAAGUCGCCAAGCGGCGAUCCUCCGACGAGUCGAGUCUAGCCAAUCGGAUACCUUCCUCCCUUUUACCUUUUUAAAGUGAAAACCGCCUUCCUGCCUCGAAUGGGAUCGUUGGUUUUUGUUUCGGUUUUUUUCCCCUGGCAAUCGGUAGAAACGGGAACCUUUUUGAGAUAUUCCCAUUUUUCCUGGCUGAGAAGGAUGAGAAGCUACAACUGAUUUCACACAAGUAUCCCUAGAUAUUUUUAUUAUGAUUUUUUCCCCUGCUGACUGUAUCCUCAGUUCGGUGGAUAGAAGCUACGUUUAGUUCAACACACCUAUUCCUAGAUAUUUCAUUAUUCCCCACCCCCCCUAUUGAUUAUCAGGUAGAAGCUACCUUUCGUUCAAUAGGCACAUUUAUAGGUAGUUCAUUAUUAUUUUUUUCCCCUGUUGACUAUCAUCAGUUCAACAGAUAGAAGCGACAACUGGUUUCACACACUUAUUUCUACAUAUAUUUUUUUUCAUUCACCCCACCCCACCCCAAUUAUCUAAUCAGUUCAAUGGAUUAAAAACUACACACGUUGCUUAAAUAUUUCAUAAUUUCCCCCCCCCCCUGCUGUGAUUAUCUGACCAUUGGGUCCAAUGCACAUUUCGAAAUAUUUUAUUAUUCUUUUUCCCCGCUGAUGGUAUCAUCAGUUCAACGGAUAGAAGCUGCAACAGGCGCGACCCACAUUUCUAAAUAUUUUAUUAUUAUUUUCCCACCCCCCCCAUAUAAUCAGUUCAACAGGUAAAAAAAAACCUACAUUCGGUUCACCACACGUCCCUUUCUUCUAAUGCAUUCCUUCUCUUCCCGCAGCCCGUUCGGAAAAUGUGAAAAUAUUUUCAUCUCGUUUCUUUUUUUUCCCCAGAGUUCUUGUUCGGUUUUAGGAAAAGGUCCCAGCCAACCAUAAACGGGCAUUUUCAAACCUGAGAGAGAGAGAGAGAGGAUCAACAGAUUGAUGUCACACAAGGUCAAACUAGAUCCCGAUAGCCAAGCGACAGGUUCAAAGUACAAGAGAUGUUGGCUUGUUUGGGGCAAACGCUAACCUUUAGGGGAGCUUACCCUGGCUGGUCUAUCGUCCAGAGUAUUUCGAGUUUCAUACCGUUCGGGCACAUGGGAAUUGUAGUCCCAGAGCAGCCGAUAUUUCCCUUCAACCAGGUACCAUUUCGCCACACGGAAAUCAAAGCGGCGUUUCUCACGAAGUUGGGCGAUUUCUGUGAAAUUUGUGGGAUGGGAUGGACGGACCAUAAUGAUCUGAUUACUUCUAGCAGUCUCGUCGGGGAUGACCCUUAAUAAAUAAAUAAAAUAAUAAAUAAAUCCAUUCAUUCCUUUCAUGCAACUUUUUAAGGGUCACCGAUGAGAUUGGUAAGAAGUAAUCAGAUCAUGAUUUUCAGGAAUCUAUAGAAAGGAUUUCGGGCACUAGUUUUCAAACUUGGGAACGUGAAAACGGGUAGACUUUCAACUCCCAGAAUUCCCCAGCCAGAAAAGCUGGGAGUUGAAGUCCCACCCAUCUUCUGGGAGUUGAAGUCCCACCCAUCUUCCCGUUCCCGUUCCCAAGUUUGAAAAACACUGGUGAUUUUCUGCUGUUGAACUUGGUCAAUGAGAUCAUUUGUCCUCGAUCCAGCAAAUUUUUCACUCUGGUUCCACCUCCCAAAAUGUUUUCCUUCCUCUUCCUCCCCUCCUUUGUACAAUAGUUCACCAGGUGUCUGUCCCUCUCUGCUUGUACAGGUGAGAGCCUUCUUCCCAUUCCUCUCUUCUCCACCUGGCUGAAGAAAAUAUAUAUUAUAUUAAGGAAAAAAAAAACAAAAAAAAGUAUAUAUAAGGAAUUAUGUAUAUUAGCAAGGGUUGAAGUUGAAUUAUUUUUUAAUUUUGACGUCUCGGUUUUGAGUUUCUUUUUACAGAUCUUGAAGUUAAAUUUUAUUAAUAAAAAGGAAAUAAAUAAAAAAAAA
This is a messenger RNA of Ahaetulla prasina, 4120 nucleotides long. It is a transcript of the gene TM9SF1, whose product is annotated as transmembrane 9 superfamily member 1. The transcript has 5 exons. The coding region runs from base 143 to 1933 and encodes 596 amino acids. Gene Ontology annotation, biological process: protein localization to membrane. The record is from RefSeq and is a predicted model, not a curated record. Gene Ontology annotation, cellular component: membrane. NCBI's taxonomy places the organism in Eukaryota, Metazoa, Chordata, Lepidosauria, Squamata, Colubridae.